This is a messenger RNA of Rubroshorea leprosula, 901 nucleotides long. The record is from the annotation of a GenBank genome assembly. Lineage: Eukaryota; Viridiplantae; Streptophyta; Magnoliopsida; Malvales; Dipterocarpaceae.
GCAUCAGAACUGGAUUGGAACCAAUUCAAAAAUACUAUCUUUCACACUAUAUCAAAUUUAAAAAUAGAGCCCGUUUUAGUAUGAUACAUGCUUUUUGGAAGGUAUUUUUGGCUUGAAUGCUUAAUUAGGAAAAAGGGUCUUUUUGGUAUUGUUCUGAUGAUUUGGGGCAUGCAUUUUUAGCUCCUUCUACUACGAGGAAGUUGCCUAAGGAGUAUGUGGAGUUGGUGAAAUGUGUUCAUGAGGAUGGUGGUUAUGGCUCUAGGGAUAUGGGUACAAAUGGAAAAGAGAGGAGGUAAACAAGAACUUGCUGCGAACGCAUACAACUGUUGUUUUCGCCAGAAUGCUUUAUGCACUGGCAAAGGUCUGAUUUGCGAUUGAGGGCUCACUCUUGGUGACUUGAUUGGUGUUCUGCAUAACUUCUUCUCACAACUAGUUAUCAUGAAGGCCUGGGGAAAUGGGUUGAAAUUGGGAAUUCUAGUGUGUUCAGAUCUGAAAUGUUGCGUCCUAUGGGAUUACUAGAAGAUGUUAGCGUUAUUGCAUGGGGCUUGCUCUUGAAAGGUUCCAGGUGUUGUUUUCACUCAAGGACCAGUUUUAGCUAUGCUAAUUUUUUUGGAAUCUAAGGGCUAGAGUCCCAACUGGGCGUGUUGUUCUAGAGUUGCCUAUUGGAAUGUUGGAUGAUGACCAAGGUGAUUUUGUUGGCACGGUAGUUUGUGAGAUUUGUAAAGGGAAGAAAACUUGGCCAUGGGACAGGAUUUGACAUUGAAGAUGAUGAUCUUCUUGAGAUGGAGCAGUGCAAUGGAGUGGUUGUUGGAUCAACUAUUUUUGAUACUGAAUUUGUAAACUAUUUCUUCAAUUGUUAUGUUUAAGAUGGGAAAAUGCUUAUUAAAUAAUUAAAUGAAUU